Molecule: messenger RNA, 2544 nt
Organism: Patiria miniata (bat star)
Lineage: Eukaryota; Metazoa; Echinodermata; Asteroidea; Valvatida; Asterinidae
Gene: plekha8
Product: pleckstrin homology domain-containing family A member 8-like
Exons: 12
Coding region: 197-1768 (523 amino acids)
Biological process (GO): intermembrane lipid transfer; ceramide transport
Cellular component (GO): membrane; cytosol; cytoplasm
Molecular function (GO): ceramide 1-phosphate binding; ceramide 1-phosphate transfer activity
Source: RefSeq, a predicted model, not a curated record
UCAGUGAGUAUUUUGCUAUGCUGACGAUGACAUGGCCGCGUUGGCGCAUGGACGUCCGUACGUACGUACACGUAGGGCGCUGUGGUCUUCCGCAAACAUCAGUAAUAUCCAACAUCUGUUUGUACACAAGCAACGUUAGUUGAAUUCCUGCCCUGCUGAUACCGGGUAGAGGACUCCUGUUCAACGUGCAUAAUUAAUGGCUGAAAUGCAAGGGGUACUCUUUAAGUGGACGAACUACCUGGCCGGUUGGCAGCUGCGGUGGUUUGUCCUAGAUAAAGGCAUCCUAGCCUAUUACAAGUCUCAGGAUGAGGUUCAUCUGGGAAGUAAAGGAUCCAUCAAAAUUGCCUGCUGUGAAAUAAUAGUCCAUCCAUCAGAUAUGUGUCGUCUUGAUCUGAUUAUUCCUGGAGAGCAGCAUUUCUACAUCCGAGGCACGUCGCCUGCUGAACGCCAACAGUGGCUUGUUGCCUUGGGCUCAGCCAAAGCAUGUCUGACGGAUGCCAAACAACAACAGAAAGAUCGGACUGAAGAGCUCUUAAAGGCCAAAAUGUCCGAGUUACGCCUGUACUGUGACACACUCAUGCAGAGUGUAGCCAGUGUGAAAAUAUCAGCUAGUAGUGAGGAAACCCCAGACAUUGAGCAGAGGCUGAAUACAUCUACCACCCUUCUAUCUGAGACCUGCGACACCUUUAUAUCCACACUUCAAGACUGCAUGAGACUAGCCAACAGCGCCUAUAGCACAUCCUUCUCCAACAGUGCAUUUAACGAGACGGUGGUCCCCCCUUCACUCCAACAGCAGUCCAAGAAGUCUACAUCAAGAUCACAUUCUGUGGAAGACAGGUACAACCCCCCUCAAAGCAAGUCUGGAAUCCCGACCAAAUACAAGAACCUUGAAGACAUAGCAGCGCGUCCCAAACCUCACCGGACGCGGGCACCACACCACCAAUCCCUGUCAGCUCCCACGACACCAACGGCUAGCACCACACCGAUGUCACUGAGCGAAUCAGAAGACGCCCAUGUGGCUGAUUCAGGAGAUGGUGGCCAGUCACAUCCGUCGGUAAUCAGAGAGGCUGAGGAGAAGGGAACUCUGUUACAAGUGGCCAUGCAGCAUCCAUCCAUGCAGGAGAAACCAAGGUUGCAGACAUUCUUCUCCAAAAUGAAACCGAACUUUGAAGAUGUCCAGAAGGACUUGGAUGAUGGCGUCAAGACCAAGUUGUUCCUAGAUGCGUGCUCACAAAUCGUGGCGAUAUUUGAUGUGAUGGGCUCGUCAGCAUUUGCACUAGUCAAGAUGGACAUGAAUGGUAAUGUAAAGAAAUUAAGGCAAAAGUACUCAAGCAACCCCGCCGCUUUCCAGACUCUACAAUCCAUUGUCCAACAGGAGAAGAGGAGCAACACUCAUCAACUCAAGAACUCUGCAACAGAUGCACUCAUGUGGCUCAGGAGGGCACUGGAGUUUGUCUGUGCAAUGAUGGAGGAGCUAGGAAAUAGUGGAAAGGACUUCUCUGUAGCUGCAACGACAGCGUACAAAAAGUCACUACAGAAAUACCACGGAUGGGUGGUUCAAGGAGUCUUCUCAGUAGCGGUUCGGGCCUCGCCUUACUAUGAAGACUUCAUCAAAUGCCUGUUAGAGAAUCCCGAAGACAUGGAACGGAAUGGGGAGCAGAUCGUUUUAGAAGACAUGGCCACUAGUAUGCAACCCUUACGUAUCCUGGUCAACCAACUUCAACAAUAUUACUACUCCGAGAACCUGGAAAACCAUGCGCAGGUAUAAUGUCAGGCAAUGGACAUUGCAGUGUAGCUCAACAAAAAGGUCAGGUCAAUUCUGAAAUUUAUUAUUCACGAUGCAGUGAUCAGAUGAAAUGGGAUGAAAUUUGCAUCAAGGAGAUUUAAAUUCGAUAUUUGGUUUUGCCCUUCACCGACUUAUUUUAUAAACAUGCCUGAAUAACUCCCUUCAUCUGAUUGGUGGGUCGUUGAUCAUGUGACAUUGAAUUAUAUGUCCCAACCCAUGGCCAGGCUGCAACGCAACAAUACAAGUUACUUUCCACAGUAGAUAAAAGUUCCAUCCAUUGCAAGGUCACACUAUUGGUUGUGCUACAAAACGGCUCAGAUGACAUGGAUUUAUUCAGGCAUUGUUAACCCUAACCGCCCUGAAUCCUUCAAAAUCCUCUUUGCCAAAGUGGAGGAAUUUGAAGGAUUGAGGUUACAUGGUAAAAGUGUGUUACUGAUUUCUUAGGAUGCACUUUGUCAAGGUCUUGGGCCGGACCUUGUGUUGUUUUUGCUUAGCCAUGCAUAAAUAUAUGCCUGGAUUAUGCUUGAAAUCCGCCGUAGUGCUCCAGGAUUGUCACUGGUCAAGCCUCAACAUAUUGACAGUCACUGUCGCAGGAUUUUGCAGGAUUCAGGCAGUUGUCACCCCUCCAUGGACCAUAUUCAAGAAAUAUUGGAGGAUUUUGCAAUAUUGAGGCUAAAUAAUGAAUGUUUUAGGCUUCGUCUGGUGAAAAAAAACAACACUCCAUCUGUCCUUUAUGAAAUUAGUCUUACCAUUGCGCU